GUGCGGGGGGCCGGAGGCGGCUGUCACUGUCGGCUCAGCCUGCGCCGGGGAACAUUGGCCGCCUCCAGCUCCCGGCGCGGCCCGACCCGGCCCGGCUUGGCCGCCUCAGGAGGCUCAGCGGAAGCCCCGAGUUAUAAUUAGCCCCACUCCGGUUUCCUGGUUAAUCUCCAACAACGCCACUAUCCCCAGAUCCAGACGACCAGGACUGGCUGGGUGAUGGGUGAACGCCCGGAGGGGGUAGUUCCGACCCGGGGAAUUUUGAUGUCUUGGCUGGAGAUGCCGGAACUACAGCAGCUGUUGCCCCCAAAAUAGCACCCCUGCCUUUGCUGCGGGGAUCUCCGGAGCUCCCGGAACACAGACGUCCUGGCUCGCCCUUCAAUCCCCUCUGCGAUGCUCACGAUCCUCCAGUUCCCCCCCACACCAAGGCUCUCGGGCGGGGAGCUCUGGCCUCUACAAGAAUGGUCUCUACUGCUCCCGGUUGGCAGCGGAGGGCAUUGCAAUAUGGGGAUGCUAUAGGGGCUUGAGUUCUGGAGAGCCCCUCAAAGGGGCUAGUGAGUCAGUUGGCUGGAGUCAGGCGAGAGGGGUGCCGCUGAUAUAAAGUAAACGGGUACCAACCGGCUGUACCAGAAAGAAGACAAGGUGGAGCAGGGUGGGGCAAGGUGUGGACUGGACAAGAUUCCAAGAUGCCUUCAGAACCUGAGACUCCCGAUACCUUGAAGGCCCAACCCACUGCCCAAAAGGCUUUGGCUAAUCGGGGAGAGGCUUGGGCUGUGGUUUCUUAGAAUUUGCAAGCUCCUGAAGGGCCCCACCCAUCCAUGAGGGCCCUUCACCUGUCCUGGGGCCUGUCUGAAGCCUUUGCAACCUUGUGCUUUAUACCAGCGAUCUUAGCCCAAGCUGCAGGGGAAAGUGGUAUGCUGGGCAGGGGAGACUAUGUAUUAGCCAGUCUUAUCGCAGUCGGCUGCAUUUGUCGAGCAGACACCAGCAAGUCCUGGCAGUCAUGAGGCCUCCCUGGUAUCCCCUGCAUACACCCUCCCUGGCUUCUCCACUCCUCUUCCUCCUCCUCUCCCUCCUGGGAGGAGGGGCAAGGGCUGAGGGUCGGGAAGACCCGCAGCUGCUGGUGAGGGUUCGAGGGGGCCAGCUGAGGGGCAUCCGCCUGAAGGCCCCUGGAGGCCCAGUCUCAGCUUUUCUGGGCAUCCCCUUCGCAGAGCCACCUGUGGGCUCCCGUAGAUUUAUGCCACCAGAGCCCAAGCGGCCCUGGUCAGGAGUGUUGGAUGCUACCACCUUCCAAAAUGUCUGCUACCAAUACGUGGACACCCUGUACCCUGGGUUUGAGGGUACUGAGAUGUGGAAUCCCAACCGAGAGCUGAGUGAAGACUGCCUGUAUCUUAAUGUGUGGACACCAUACCCCAGGCCUACCUCUCCCACACCUGUGCUCAUCUGGAUCUAUGGGGGUGGUUUCUACAGCGGAUCAUCCUCCUUGGACGUAUAUGAUGGUCGUUUCCUGGCCCAGGUUGAGGGAAUCGUGUUGGUAUCUAUGAACUACCGAGUAGGAACCUUUGGCUUCUUAGCUCUACCAGGAAGCAGAGAAGCCCCUGGCAAUGUGGGUCUGCUGGAUCAACGGCUUGCCUUGCAAUGGGUGCAAGAAAAUAUUGCAGCCUUUGGGGGAGACCCGAUGUCAGUGACUCUGUUUGGGGAGAGUGCGGGUGCAGCCUCGGUGGGCAUGCACAUUCUGUCCCUGCCCAGCAGGAGCCUCUUCCACAGGGCUGUCCUCCAGAGUGGCACACCCAAUGGGCCCUGGGCCACUGUGAGUGCAGGAGAGGCCAGGCGCAGGGCCACGCUGCUGGCCCGCCUUGUGGGCUGUCCCCCAGGUGGCGCUAGUGGCAAUGACACCGAGCUGAUAGCCUGCUUGAGGACAAGGCCCGCUCAGGACCUGGUGGACCACGAGUGGCACGUCCUGCCUCAAGAAAGUAUCUUCCGAUUUUCCUUCGUGCCUGUGGUGGAUGGGGACUUCCUCAGUGACACGCCGGAGGCCCUCAUCAAUACUGGAGAUUUUCAAGACCUGCAGGUGCUGGUGGGUGUGGUGAAGGACGAGGGCUCCUACUUUCUGGUUUACGGGGUCCCAGGCUUCAGCAAAGACAAUGAAUCUCUCAUCAGCCGGGCCCAGUUCCUGGCUGGGGUGAGGAUCGGUGUACCCCAAGCAAGUGACCUGGCGGCCGAGGCUGUGGUCCUGCAUUACACAGACUGGCUGCACCCUGAGGACCCUGCCCACCUGAGAGAUGCCAUGAGUGCGGUGGUAGGCGACCACAACGUUGUGUGUCCUGUGGCCCAGCUGGCUGGGCGACUGGCUGCCCAAGGGGCCCGGGUCUAUGCCUACGUCUUUGAACACCGUGCCUCCACAUUGACUUGGCCCCUCUGGAUGGGGGUGCCCCAUGGCUAUGAAAUCGAGUUCAUCUUUGGGCUCCCCCUGGAUCCCUCGCUGAACUACACCAUGGAGGAGAGAAUCUUUGCUCAGCGACUAAUGAAAUACUGGACCAAUUUUGCCCGCACAGGGGAUCCCAGUGACCCUCGAGACUCCAAGUCUCCACAGUGGCCACCGUACACCACUGCAGCGCAGCAAUAUGUGAGCCUGAACCUGAAGCCCCUGGAGGUGCGGCGGGGACUGCGCGCCCAGACCUGCGCCUUCUGGAAUCGUUUCCUCCCCAAACUGCUCAGCGCCACCGCCACGGAGGCUCCCUGCACCUGCCCAAGCCCUGCCCACGGGGAGGCUACCCCGAGGCCCGGGCCCGACUUAUCCCUGUCCCUCCUCUUCUUCCUUUUCCUCCUCCACUCCAGGCUUCCGUGGCUCUAACUACAACCCUUUCCCCUUCUGGCCUCAGAGCCCACUUCCUCUAGUGUGUGGCUGAGAGGAAGGGACCCCUCUCAGGGAUACAGCUCCCCCCCCCCUUCAUUUUCAAGCCGAGACAAACUGGACAGACUCAGGGAUCUUUGUUAAACAAAAAUCCAAAAAACAGGGUUUUAUUUUUUUAAUGUAAAAAAUUAUCCUUUGGAGCUUGAGCCUGAUGUUGAGGGAAGGAUCCGGGGCUAGUCGGCGUCAGCCAACCAUUUCUGUAUCUUCUCUCUCUUCCCCACCCCACCAACCCAUGGACCCUUCUCCCAUUCUGAUCCUGUCCCUCCCCUCCGUCUUCCUCUCCUUCCUGCUACGCCUCUCCACCUCCCUCUACCUUCAUUCUCCGGACCAUCCACUGCUCUCUCCCCACCACCCCGCUCGGCCUCCGACGCUGCGUGUAUGCCGGUGUGUGUAUGCACUCACAACCUUUCGCCGCUACCCGACCUGUUCCGCUUCUUCUACUCUUGCGGGUGCCCUGGCCGCAGAUACGCUGGACGAGGCUGAGCGCCAGUGGAAGGCCGAGUUCCACCGCUGGAGCUCCUACAUGGUGCACUGGAAGAACCAGUUCGACCACUACAGCAAGCAGGAGCGCUGCUCAGACCUGUGACCCUGGGGGACCCCAGGCCCUGCCGCCCUGCCCGAGCCCCUAGCUGUACAUAUACUAUUUAUUUAAGGGCUGGGAUAUAAUACAACCGAGCCCCCAGGCCCUGUCCACCCCGCCCCGACUUCCUCCCACUAGGGGCUCCCCAUCUUCUGCAUGUCUUGGGCUAAGCUCCCCUCCCCGCGGUGCCUUCGCCCCUCUGGGCCGCCAAUAAACUGUUACAACCUC
Messenger RNA from Mastomys coucha (southern multimammate mouse), 3716 nucleotides. RefSeq names its product acetylcholinesterase (Cartwright blood group) (gene Ache). Gene Ontology annotation, molecular function: acetylcholinesterase activity. Lineage: Eukaryota; Metazoa; Chordata; Mammalia; Rodentia; Muridae. The transcript has 6 exons. The record is from RefSeq and is a predicted model, not a curated record. Bases 998 to 2848 code for a protein of 616 amino acids. Gene Ontology annotation, biological process: choline metabolic process; acetylcholine catabolic process. Gene Ontology annotation, cellular component: plasma membrane.